Linepithema humile (Argentine ant) is the source of this 1489-nucleotide messenger RNA. RefSeq names its product fuzzy planar cell polarity protein-like protein (gene fy). The record is from RefSeq and is a predicted model, not a curated record. Lineage: Eukaryota; Metazoa; Arthropoda; Insecta; Hymenoptera; Formicidae. Gene Ontology annotation, biological process: vesicle-mediated transport; non-motile cilium assembly.
CAGCGCACAGAAAAUAUGUCGCUUGCAUUCGCGUCUCCAACCCAGACGCCAACUUCUACAAAUGACGCGAAUCAAUAAGUCGAUAGAAUGCACAUUUUUUUAUAAUCUCAGAGCACUCAAAGAUUCUUAACGUUCAACUGCAAUAUUUGAAUGUAAACGAGAAUGUCGGCACAUAUUAUGUGCUUGACUUCCUCCGGAGGCAUUCCCUUGUUUUCUCGCCAGAAGGGUGACAGUGAUGCUAUGACAUUUUCGAAGAUUGCAUCGCUGAAUGGAAUUCACAUGUUCUUAAAAUCACAGGACAUCACUCUGUUGUGCACAGAUUUACCUGACACAACAGUAGUAUGGAAAGAAUUUGAACAGUGUAUCAUAUUAAUAGCAAUUGCAAGCGGCGUGACAAAGUAUGUGUUGGACAAAUUUCUGGAUGCCACUUUUGGUGCAAUGGUCCUUUUUACUGGCAUCAAUGAAAUAAAAAAUGCUAAAAAUGUAGAGAGGCUCAAGAAAGAUAUGCGUCUCAGCAGUCAUAUUAUUGAUAAAUUAAUGGACUGCUUGGACAUAGGAGAUAAAGUUUCUGCAAAAACCGAUAUGGUUAAUAUGACUGAAUGCAUCAUCUCUUCGGAGAAUCAAUUGCUCCAGACUUGUUUAGAAGGAUUCGUAGAGUGUUUGGAAUCGAUGUAUGGAUGCAUUCUGGUGCAUGGUUGUGUAGCAGCUGCUACAGAAGGCUGGUGGUUGCUGGACCCUUUGGAAAGGAAAUUAUUAACGAUAGCAAUUACUUCAGAGAGUAUUUGUACCGCUCGUGAUAUUCCAGUAUUUUUGCCCUGUAAGAGUCCAAAUGUAGCUUUCAGAUUGGUGUCUAUAACUCUGAUUAAUCAUGUAGAAGUUUUGGCAUUAUGUGGCUCAAGUCCAGAAUUGAUUGAAAUUGAAAAGUUUGCUGUGCAAUGCUGGAAAAGCAAUAUGGAUGUGUUGUGUGCUGUUGAACAAUCUUAUCCACGAAAUCUGCCCGCAUCAAUCUCCCUAGAUAAUGAAACACUCGGGUUUCUAUUGGCAAAUUACAAACUGGAGAAAUUUGUGCUUGGCAGAAACUCACAAUGUGCGAAAAAUCGUGCGACUGGAUCGCACAGAUUAGAUAUCUUGCGAACGUUUUAUCAUCAAGCCGUUGAGACGUUCUCGCUGUCGGUCGAGCCUGAAGAAAGCGGCGAUGAGAAUAAAGCUGCAAAUACUUGGAAAUUUACUGGCGCGAAGGAAACGUAUUUGUGUUCUGAGUAUCACAAGUGUCAUGCUGUUAAAUAUGAUGAUCAUAUACUUUGCGUUUUAUACACGUCUGCGGUGCCUACUCAUACUAUGAGACUGAUCAGUCAGAAGAUAUUAAAAAUGAUAUUUAACGAUAAACAAACUUAUUGCUACUGCAAACGCGGUUAGAAUGAUGAUUGUGAAAUCUGUAAUCGUAACACGUGCUCGUGUGUAUUUGCGCGAUACUUCGAUCCAAGAUGAG